UCCAGUUUACUUCCUGGGAAGGUCAGGCUCUGAAUUUGAAAAUGCAGGAGUUGUUGUUACUGUUGCUGUACCUGCUGAUGAAGAGAAGGGCCAGCCCUCAGUGGGAGAUGGCUGGACGAUGGGACAAGAUGCAGAGGACAAUCUGGCUUCGGCAAUAUUACAUGCAGAGACAAAAGAGACUGAUGACACUGCUGAUUGCACGACGAUGCAGAAGCAACUAUUACUUUCACCCUCGUGCGUGGCCCAGCAUUAGGAACACUGACUGGUGGGAACGGGUGGUCCUGAAAGACUUCCAGCCCCACGACUGGGUGGAGAAGUUCCAGAUGCCUAAGGAGACUUUCUUCUACGUGUGCAACCAGCUGCGGCCCAAGCUGGCGCAUCAGAGCAUCCACUUCCACCCUGUGCUGCCUCUGGAAAAGAGGGUAGCUGUGGCCCUUUGGCAUUUGGCCACCAAUGUAGAGUACCAGAUUAUCAGCCCUCUUUUUGGGGUGGGCCCCUCCACAGUACAAAAGUGUGUCCAGGAGGUGAGCUACACGGUUGUCCUGCUGCUAAAGCCAGUCUACCUCCGCCUGCCCAGCGAAAAGGAACUGGAGAACAUGGUGUGCAUCUUCAGGGCCAGGUGGGGAUUCCCACAUUGCAUCGGUUCUUUGGACAGCCUCCACAUCCCCAUCAACGCACCUUUGCACCUCAGUGCUGACUACUGCAACAGCCAGGGCUGGCACUCCAUCGUCACACAGGCUGUGGUGGAUGGGUUAGGCCAGUUCUGGGAUGUCUGUGCUGGCUUCCCUGGCAGCAUGGAGAACAGUGCCAUGCUGGAGAGUUCGAGCUUGUGGGUGUUAGCCAGAGAUGGCUACUUGUUCCCAAACCCCCCAAAACAUUUCAUGGGGAGGGCACAAAAGUAUGUCCUACCGGGAGAUGCGUCUUAUCCUUUGCAAGACUGGAUACUCAAGCCUUACCAGGAAGAUGGGAAACUCACCCAGCAGCAGCUUCAGUUCAACUACUGCCUGAAGCGAGCCCACAGCGUGAUCGAGAAUGCCUUCCUGCGCCUCAAGGCUCGCUGGCAGUUCCUCCUGAAGUGCGAUGACUGUAGCCUGGACCUGCUGCCCACUGUGAUACUUGCCUGUUGCACCCUGCACAACGUAUGCGAGGCACAUGACAACCCCUUCAAUGAUGAGUGGCUGGAGGUCAUCGAGCCAGCAGAGUUCCCAAAACCUUGUCACCCUGUGCCCACAUCCAUGGACGACAGCAGUGCUGAGCAAGUGCGAGAUCUCAUGUGUCAGUAUUUUGAAAGCUGUGGAGAAGGCUGAUGGCUACAGAGGCAGUGACCAUACACUGCAGCUCUCAGACUUUAGAUUAACUCUAAUAAACAUAACAUUGUCCCAGCAAUCAAGGGCUGCUAAACAGGAAUGACAUCCUCGUGUCUGCUGCAACACCCUUCUGAGGAACGAGGAUGGCUUGCAAGGUUGGAGCUGAGAUAGCCUGGCCCCAUCACCAGGUGCAGUCCAGAGGAAGUCAGUUAUGUUACAGUUAUACAGUUUUUGCCAUAAAGAUUUCAGGCAAUGGGAUGUAUUUCAUAUGCUUGUAAUCUUCCAGGAUUUGGACAAAUGUGAGACAUGUUCUGUGAUAUAAAAAUAAAAUGGGGGAUCUAGGUUUGG
This is a messenger RNA of Gavialis gangeticus (Gharial), 1655 nucleotides long. Its product is annotated as putative nuclease HARBI1. The record is from RefSeq and is a predicted model, not a curated record. Bases 42 to 1307 code for a protein of 421 amino acids. The transcript has 2 exons. Lineage: Eukaryota; Metazoa; Chordata; Crocodylia; Gavialidae.